This is a messenger RNA of Bemisia tabaci, 2381 nucleotides long. The record is from RefSeq and is a predicted model, not a curated record. Lineage: Eukaryota; Metazoa; Arthropoda; Insecta; Hemiptera; Aleyrodidae.
AAGUUCACGACAGAGUGCCCGGCGCAGGGGAACCGGAACUACAUCCCGGUGGCGGACCUGUACUCGCGGAACUUCACGGACCCGAACGGGGAGUUCCAGCUGGAGCUGAGCAUGGGCCACGUGCGGACCCUCUUCGACUCGGAGUUCCGGGUCGGGAGCUCCAUCUUCGGGACGUACCACAUCCCCUACCCCCUCCGCCACCACACCUCCCACCAUCACAAGCCCGGCGCCUCCAACAAGCUCGAGACCACCUACUUCAGCUUCGGCGGAUUCGACUGGAACCUCGCUCUCUACCCCUACGGGAUCAAGGACGGACACGCUGGGGACCGAGUGUCUCUGUACCUGAACCGGUACACGGGGUUCGACCACCAGUGCCGGGUCCGCUACUCCAUCGUCCUCGGCGACGGGGAUCGGCGAGUCGACUCGGGCAUCGUCGACGACGUCUCCGAUUCGGACGGCAAGAGCUACGGCUGGCACCCCACCGCCAAGUUCUCCGACCUCAUAUACAAGGGUGUGAUACGGGUUCACGUGGAGAUGCUGCUGGCGAACACGCUGAGCGACGUCAUCUCGAGCAUCACGCCCGACGCGGGGAGUCAGCCGGCCCCCCUGGCCACGACACUGUCCGUCUCGCAGUGCUACGACCGGGACAAACAGGCCUGGGUCAUCAAGAGCGACUGCCACUCCGACUCGGUCCGGCUCCACAUGGUCUACAAGGAUAUCCACAACGUCCCCCGGAACCACUUGAGGUACGUUUGUUGGACGGCCUACCUGUUACGGUAUCACAGCAAGAACGGUCACGUGGAACCGGUCCGGCUUCCUGGAGCCCCGUUCAGCCAUUAUUACGCACAAGAAGUCUCCGACGAGGGUAUCAUCAUAGAGACGGAUAUUAGCAUAAAAGAGCUGCGAGAACCGGGCUGUCCAUACCUGACGGCGAAAGGACAGCUGCGCGUUCAAGUGGAGUGGGCUGACAGUUACCUUCUCUUCCAAGCCACGUAUCACAAGUACGAUGACGUCACAAGACUACACUGUCAACAGAUGCGGCGGGAGAUCACGGCCCUGCAGGCGGAGAACUACUCCCUGGAGCGGCAGCUGUUCUCGUACCAGAAGUCGAUCGCGUACGCCCACUCGGCCCGGGGCCCGGGCUACGGGGACGACGGGACCCCGGACGGCGACCCCCGCGACGACGGCUCCUUCUUCGAGGACCGGCACCUCCUGGACCGCUCCCUCUCGACGGACACCGAGUACGCAUGAGACAGAGAGAAGCCGCGCCUCCCCCGCUACCACCCCUCCCCGCCGCCCUUCCUCCUCCACACCCCGAGCGGCCUCGUCGCCAACGGCCCCCGCCGCAGCCAGGACGCCACCAGCGUCUGGUCCACCUUCUCCGACACCGUCCGCAGCAUGAGCGCCUACGCCCUCGACACCGUCAAGCCCACCGGGAACAGGAAGUUGUUCAUCUUCAGGAAGAGCCAGAGCAAGUAGGACCCUCCCCUCUCAAGCCCACGAUGAGUACCUAUCUGAUGUGAUUUAGAGCAGGGGAAGCGUGCUGGGCCCAUAACCUGAUAUAGUUUAUUUAAGCUUUACAUGAAAAUUACCGAAGAUUUUAAAAACAAAUGAUUAUAGGUUGUCAAAUUACCCCUCUUCAGGAAGAGCCACAGCAAGUAGGACCCUCCUCUCUCAAGCCCACAAUGGAGCACUUAUCUGAUGUGAUUAAGAGCAGUGGAAGCGCGCUGGGCCCAUAACCUGAUAUAGUUUAUUUAAGCUCUUACAUAGGUUACAUGAAAAGUACCAAAGAUUUUAAAAACAAAUGAUUAUAUUAAUCGCACCACCGAUCAAUCAGAAGCGCUAAGCCGAACUUAAGUGCGGUCGAGACUCGCUCUAGUCUAUAAAGACGGAGUGCUCGUAUCUAAAAGCUCGGGGAAGAAGUGAAGCCAUUCUGGCAAUGUGAAUCCAUGCGCGGGAAACGAUUUGAUUUGAACUUGUCCUCUUCAUGUUUCCAUAUUUCUUCUUCGAAUCUCAUUUUAAAUGCCUAAAACGAAUCGAUAAGUAAAGUUGGGAUUUUGAAUUUUUAUAAUAAACCUAUUUUGGCUUGGUAACAAGGAGGAAUCUUACAGAAAUCUCAGAUAAAGUUAGUUUUUCUGCUGCUCUAACCAAAAGAAGAGGUGGCUUCAUUUUCUUCUUCUAGCGCUCCGUCUUUAUGUCUGUAACUCGCUCCAAGGAUACCGAAGCACGGUGGAGAGGACCGACAAAAUUCGACCCUGGAGUACCUUCAUAGGAAGAGUUUAGUCACUUCGGUUACCACCUCAGAUUCGCUCAGUCACCUUUGGCGGACGCUUUAAGUACACGCAAGUACAAAAUUACCCAGUGAGAGGUUGGCGACAGGG